Astrephomene gubernaculifera is the source of this 2696-nucleotide messenger RNA. The record is from the annotation of a GenBank genome assembly. Lineage: Eukaryota; Viridiplantae; Chlorophyta; Chlorophyceae; Chlamydomonadales; Astrephomenaceae.
CAUUGCUUACCAAUACAAAGAGAAUCCAGACUUCUUGAUGCUUUUAUAGUCUUUGAUUUUCUGGCGUUCGGCCAACGGUAGCUAAACAUGCUGAACCAGCUAUCACCUCGCCGCGCGGCUCUUCAGGGCCGCGCAUUUCAACCAGCUAACACUCGCCGGUGUAGACCGAUUGCUCCCUUGCGCUCUGUGGCAGUUGAGGCUCCUGCGACUCAAGCAUCAGCUGUCGAGGCGCCCAGCUUUCGUGCACACCUGGACUUUAAGUUCAUAAAGGAAAAUGUUGACAUGAUUGCAAUAAAUUGCAAGAAUCGUUUAAGCAACGCGGACCCAUAUAAAGUCGUUGCGCUAUACGAUGAAUUUGUGGCGCUUAAGUCACAGGCGGACAGCCUGCGCGCGGAACGUAACGAGAACAGCAACGCGAUGAAGGCCAAGUUGGACCCCGAGCGGCGUGCGGCGCUCAUCUCGCGGGGCCAGGCGCUGAAGGAGCAGCUGGCGGAGGUGGAGGGGCGGCUGGCGGGGGUUGAGUCCUCCCUGCAGCGCGAGGGGCAGCGGCUGCCCAAUCUGACCCACCCGGACGUGCCGCUGGGGGGGGAGGGGGAGGCGGUGGUGGUGCGGGAGGUUGGCUCCCCCCGUGUGUUUUCCUUCCCCCCUCGCGACCACGUGGCUCUGGCAGAGGGGCUCGAUAUGGUGGACUUCGAGGCGGCAGCGGAGGUCACGGGUCAGAAGUUCUACUACCUGCGCAAUGCGGGUGCGCUGCUGGAGAUGGCGCUGGUGAACUGGGCGAUGAACAAGGUCGUGUCCCGCGGCUUCACGCCCCUCAUGACCCCCGACCUGGUGAAGGCCAGUGUGCUGGAGAAGUGCGGGUUUCAACCCCGGGGGGCGGGCACGCAGGUCUACUCCAUCUCCGACUCGCCCCUCUGCCUGACGGGCACUGCCGAGGUGCCGCUGGCGGGGCUCUACAUGGAGCGGGUGCUGACCCAGCAGCAGCUGCCGCUGCGGCUGGCGGCGUUCGGGCACUGCUUCAGGACGGAGGCGGGGGCGGCGGGCCUGGCCGGCAAGGGUCUGUUCCGUGUGCAUCAGUUCAGCAAGGUGGAGAUGUUCGUGCUGUGUGAGCCCGGGGAGUCGGAGGCGACACAUGCGGAGCUAGCGGCGCUGGAGGAGGAGAUGUACGGCGAGCUGGGGCUGCACUUCAAGGUGCUUGACAUGCCCAGCGGCGACCUGGGUGCGCCCGCCUUCCGCAAGUACGACGUGGAGGCGUGGAUGCCGGGGCUAGGGCGGUACGGCGAGAUCUCCUCCGCCUCCAACUGUACGGACUACCAGGCGAGGCGACUCAACAUACGAUACAGGCCCGAUGCCUCCGCCUCCGCCUCCUCCUCCCCCACAAGCAGCGGGGAUGCCGCCGAGCCACAACCCCAGCAGCACACAGCCGGACACAAGGACAAGAAGAAGGGCAGCGGCAGCGGCGGUAGCAGCAAGCCUGAGUUCGUACACACCCUGAACGCCACCGCAUGUGCCGUACCCCGCAUGAUUGUUGCCAUUCUAGAGACGCACCAACAAGAGGACGGGAGUGUGGUGGUGCCGCCGCCGCUGCGGCCGUACAUGGGGGGCUUGGAGGUGAUAAGGCCCCCGGGGCAGCAGCGGCAGCAGCAGCAGCAGCCGGCUCGGGGGUGAGAUAAGGGCCCUUACGGUGCAGCAGCAGCAACCGGCUAGCAGGGGAUUGUGAUAAGAGAGUUGGGGCGUGUGCGUGUUGAGAGAGCUGGCGGCGAGUAGGAAAGGAACGUACUGGGCGUGUGUGGGUGUGUGGGGGUGUGUUUUAGGAGAAUGGGCAGGUGGGAUAUCGGUGUGCAGUGGAAAGCAAACGAUUGUUAUGUGAAGGGGCAUGGACGGGAAAAUGGGAAUCGGGUUCAUGGGAAGGAUGCAGCUUGGGUUGUUGGUUGGUUGCUAGCGGGGAAGGCGGUUAGCAGUUGGCGGUUGGUUGGUAAAGAUGGGCGGCUGUGAGCGAAGAGAAUCUGCGGCGCUUUGGAGGGUUCGUUGGACUUGUUUGUUUUCCUUGUUGACUUGGAAUGAAGCGCUGGUCAUUGAGGGCGAGGUGAAGGCGGCGAAGAGACAUGGACACGGCGGUCAUGCCCGGCCUUCUGUUGUCUCCUUUAUCGCCGUAAUAAGAUGAGGGUUAGGAGGAGAGGGCUUGAGGAUGAAGUUGGCACGACGUGCUUUCCUUGGAGGUUACCAGCAGUACCGCUGCUGCUACUUGGGUAAAUAGUAAAUGCUCCAGUGGUUGUGCGCAGAGGUGCUGAGGUGGAGAAAGAUGUAUUGCAACAGGGGCCACUCCUGCAGGAAUAGGUGUUGUGGGUGUUCACGUAUCCGCGCAUUGUAGAUGAUACAUUGAUAUCUUGUAAACUGAAAGACGAUGCGAAUACUUCAACCUGCCACUAGCUGCCACGACGGCAUGAAGCUUGAUAUGCAGGGUGCGCAGAUGUGUUUGGCGCACCAGAUCCAAACCUUGGUUGGUUGGUGGGCGUUAGCGGUGGGUGGAAUGUGUAGCUCGAGUAUGGCGUUGAAAUGAGGAGAUGGGAGCAUGAUGGUUGUUGCUGCAGGUAGGUGUGGGUGCAGGUGUGCACAGAUGGGUAGAGUGCGGGCGCUGGCAGGCACGUGGGCGGUUGGUGUCAACUUAAAUUACGUGCGCUACCAUCCGUUAAGGC